CCGAUCCACUUGGGUAUCCUGUGGCAAUGAUGGCGCUGUGUUGAUGUGUGUUCAGAGUGAGCUUCUCUGCCAUUCUUUCUUACGAACAGUUUAUCGAAUCUAUUUUAACGGCACAUAGAUGCUUUAAGGUAUAUUUGUAUUAACCGCAGUGCUUUGUUGCCUGGUGGAUCUCUUACUACACGAAUUCUUCCUUUCUUUGGUUGAGAGAAAUUUCACUUUCGAACCCGAACAAAACCAACGUGAAGGUCUUCUUGCUGAUGGAUCCAAUAUUGAUAGAUUCUUUCAAAGCACACAUUUAUUGAUGACUUAAAUGCUGCCAUGACGGAUUGCGCCCCCCGGAGUAGACGGACACCCAAGCAGAGAAAGCUUGAUGAUGGCAGCUCAUGCGAUGCCAAACGCUAUCGGAAGUGUGAGAAUGCCGGUUGCCCUGCUGAGAGACCACAGUGCUGUGCUUGUUUAAGCAAAGGAUGUUGUGGUGAUGGCUACACUUCUAGGUGGUACCACAUUUCGAAUGGAGAGCAUUUUUGUAAUGCCUGCUUUGACUACAUAUAUAGAAGCCACAAAGAGGGCUAUGCGGCAUUUGCGAAGUGGAAGUUUGACUGGGGUAGCUGUUGUCAGCGUGAGCCUAGUGCCAAGUGCUACGUUGCAGAGCAAGUGAUGGCGUAUUGGGUGAAGUGCAGGAAUUGCGGCAAGUGGCGAAAGCUGAGGCGAGUAGAGGGGAGCCUCACCUCAGAGCUUGUUGACAGCUUCACAUGCCGCCCAACAGGGCUGGGAAACAAGCGGGCCCUAAAUCCCUGCAAAGACCCUGAAGACCCGAGAGUUUCCGAGUCCUUGCGAUGCGGUUGGUUAUGCAGUCUAGUUGAGCCCCCUCUCUUAAAAAGCAGUCCCGCUGCGCCCUAUCUCGCCCCUUACUUCCCUGAUGGUGUAGGGCUCUCGCCCUGUUUAGACGCUGCAGACAAAGAGGAGGCAAAAACUUCUUCCAAAGGGUAUAUUCAGCCAUUCUACGACCCUGAAGUAGGACAAACUGCCUUCACAUUUCGCCCUGACACCAUGGAAGAGGAAGAAAAAGAAUACUUUCCUGCAUUUUCCAAAGCCAGGGAAAACUCGAUAAUCUACCUGGCAUUGAGAAAUCUAAUGCUCGCACUAUGGGCAAUAGAUUGCAAGGCGCCGCUGACGAUGGAGAAGGUGUCCCGUCACGUGAUCACUCGAGGGCUUGCGAGGAUCCCGUUACUACACGAGGCCCAGUCCAUUCUCCACUUCCUCUCCUUGAGGGGGUUCGUAAAUCACGGGAUUGUUGAUUAUAUACCGUCUGCUCUGCCUUCUCAGUGCAAGGGGACGGUAGUAGUUGUUGGUGCUGGUGCAUCUGGCCUAGCAGCUGCGCGGCAUCUGAAACGCUUUGGAGUCAAGGUUACGUUAUUAGAGGCAAGAGAUCGAAUAGGGGGUCGUGUAAAGGAUGACUUCUCUCUCGGCUGCUGCGCAGGGACUGGUGCUCAGAUCCUCAACGGCUGCGUUAAUAACCCCGUCUCUGUACUUUGUGAGCAGCUUGGCUUGGCGAUGCGCAAUAUUAGCGGUCAUUGUGACCUUCUGGGCGUGUCCGGUAAGCUCGCUGAUCCCGAUCGCGAUAGGAAGGUCGAGUUCCAUUUUAACGCGCUUCUUGACGCGAACGCCGAGUGGAGGAAGGGCAAGUGUCAAGCGGAUGAUACACCCCUGGAAGAUAGAAUACAAGAGCUGCAUAAGAUAUUCCUGGAAGAAACAAGCCUUGAAUUCAACGAGGAAGAGAAUAAGCUGCUUCAGUUCCACCUUGGCAACCUCGAGUACUCAUGUGCCGCGCCCCUUAGUCACGUGUCAGCCCUGAACUGGGACCAGAACGAGGCUUACCCACAAUUCACCGGGGAGCACACCCUUCUCGUCCACGGCUUUGAGGCGCUACUAAAAGGGCUGGCCAAAGGCAUGGAUAUCAGAUAUAACACAGAGGUGACGAAUAUAGACUAUUCUGGUGAGAAGGUCUUGCUGAAAACGGCCGAUGGGAACACUCAGCACUGCGAUAUGAUUAUUGUCACGCUGCCUUUGGCUGUUCUAAAAGCUGGUAAUGUCAAAUUUAACCCGCCCAUAUCCACGACAAAGUCUCGAGCCAUUGAAAAGCUGGGAGCGGGGCUUAUAGAAAAGGUCAUUAUGAAAUUCUCACGUAAUUUCUGGAGGGGUCAUCUUGGACCUGCGAACUUCUUCGGUCGCAUCCCAUCGGACAGUAACGCCAGAGAUAGUUUCGAGAUAUUCUAUGACUUGAAUGGAGAGGGUAGUCCAAAGAAAUGCAACGUACUUAUGACAGUAAUGUCUGGUGAAGGAGCGAGACGAGCUCAAGGCCUGACCGACAAGGAUAUUAUACAAGAAUGUGUCGAUAAGCUAAGGGCAUUGUUCCCGAGUGAGAAUGUGCCGCUGCCAACCAAGUACAUCGUGAGCAGGUGGGGUGCUGACCCUUACGCUAGCAUGGCGUACUCUUACGUGCCUGUAGGCUGCUCAGGGCAAGAGUAUGACGACUUAGCACAAGACAUCGAUGGCAAGGUCUACUUUGCGGGGGAGGCAACGAAUCGCCAAUUCCCACAGACGGUAACUGGGGCAUAUCUUAGUGGCAUGAGAGAAGCAGGCAAGAUACUCAACUCUCUUGAAAACUCCUGCGGGCAAUAACCUACUAUAUAACUGGCAAGAUCUCAACUCUCUUGAAAACUCCUGCGGGCAAUAGCCUACUGUAUAACUGGCAAGAUACCCAGUUCACUCAAAACCUCGAAGCAGCCGUCUGGUCUUACUCGAUUGCGAAGGGUUCAAUCGACUAUGAUUACUGUAAUUGAUAUUGGAGUGAACUUUUUUUAUCGCGUUUCGUAGCUCGCACUGUAUUAUUCUUCUACGGCAGGUUGCUAGAAAACAGAUUAGCGCUAACACACGGAAAAAUACUGUUAUCUCGAUAUUUGAUUUGAUUGGAUAAAGAGGACAUUCAUCCCUGGGUUAGCGUUAAACGGCUUUCCAGGAACCCGACCCUGGCGAAUUUUUGCCAUGGUUUCUAUCUAAAGAGAACGCUGUGAAUUAAACUAACAAAUAUUUAUUAUUCUAUGGCUAAAAGUCUAAGAAAAGUAGACAAUUUAGCAAACAUAUGGCUUGCCAACCAUAAAAUCAUUAUACAUGAUUCAACACCUAUUUAACGUCAAUUGAAAAGUAGGUGUAAACGUUAUCAAAGUUGAAAUCCGUUUUUUGUUAUACGGAGGAGCUAUCCACUCGAAGGUCGCUGCUCGUGUUUAGGGGGGGAAAAGUUAUGUCGCACCUUGAUGCCGUGUGCCCUUGAAAUUAAUGAUCUGGAUGUUUUUAUCCUGUGCGUAUUAAGGCUUGCUUCCAUUAUGAUCUCGCUCGAUCACAUGCGAUUGCAGAUAAUCGUGUGCGACUAUACGGAGACUCACUCUGCAGUCGUGUGCGACUAUACGGAGACUCUGCGAUCGUGUACGACUAUACGGAGACACUCUGCGAUCGUGUGCGACUAUACAGAGACUCACUCUGCGAUCGUGUGCGACUAUACGGAGACUCACUCUGCAGUCGUGUGCGACUGUACGGAGACUCACUCUGCAGUCGUGUGCGACUAUACGGAGACUCUGCGAUCGUGUACGACUACACGGAGACACUCUGCAGUCGUGUGCGACUAUAAGGAGACUCACUCUUCGAUCGUGUGCGACUAUACGGAGACUCACACUGCGAUCGUUUACGACUAUACGGAGACUCACUCUGUGAUCGUGUACGACUAUACGGAGACUUACUCUGCGAUCCUGUGCGACUAUACGGAGACUCACUCUGCGAUCGUGUACGACUAUACGGAGACUCACUCUGCAGUCGUGUGCGACUAUACGGAGACUCACUCUGCAGUCGUGUGCGACUAUACGGAGACUCUGCGAUCCUGUACGACUAUACGGAGACCCUGCGAUCGUAUACGACUAUACGGGGACUCACUCAGCGAUCGAGUGUGAGCAUAUGUAAACCAGCCUUAAAGCCCGGUCCACACGGUGAGAAAAUUCACGCGUGAACUUUGCUCACUGCCUCGCGGGCCCAGAAACUCACAGUUCAAGCAGAAAAUAAUUUUGACUCUGUUGCUCGCGAAACGUAAUUUCGUUCGAUCGACGUCCGCACACUGAGUUUUUGGCCUCGCGAGGCAGUGAGCAAAUUGCACGCGUGAAAAUUUCUGGCCUCGCGUGAAUUUCCUCAACGUGUGCGCCGGGCUUAAAGGUGGUGUUACACGGAAUAACAUGCAACAAAGACUUUUUCGCAAUAGAAUGUAUCGUAGAAAGUUUUGACCGUGUAACAUAUCGCUCAACACAACUUUCCGCGCAUUAUUUCACUCGGCAAAAUAUUGCGAGGUUUUGAACCCGCUUCACAAACAUUUAACACAGAAUGACGAAUAUCUGGAAAGUUAUUCCGUGUAACAGUUGUUUGGCAACAUGUCAGAAUGAAUACGAUAGAAUUUAUCGCGAAAAGUUUUUUGUUGCAUGUUAUCCCGUGUAAUAUCACCGGAACAGCAGAUGAAAAGUACAUCGCCUAAAAACUCAGUGAGAAAUUGACAUGAAUGUCGGUAUAUUUCAUUUGGUAAUGUAAAUUGUGCACAUAAAAGUGAACAUUUUUUUUUAUAUAUUUUGUAAUUUUCAACGUUCAAUGGACCACUAAACCCUUUCCAGAUGCUGUUCUAAGCGCAAAAUAUAGAUUGAUUUGACAAAUGCUUUUUUUUAUUGGCAUGUGAAACAGCUGCUUACGCGAUGGAUCAUGGGGAGUUUGAAUAAUUCUCUUAAUUUGCAACGAUGAGCCAAGUUAUUCACUACCCUGCCGUAAAAGUUAUUCAGUUGGGAUCUUACGCAAGGACGACCUGUUGACACGUACGUGCGUGCGUACUAUUGAAGGUAGAAAAAAACGCGCGCAUGGAUGGUGUUUUUCCAUAUCCAGAAUAGCUUCUAGGAGCCCUUUAAAGGGGCAGUGUCAUUGUAAGAGCUUUGCAAUAGCUCUCCUGCCCGGACACAAUGAAUUUCAAUCAAAUUCUAAUAUUGACUUAUGAGCCUUUGGUACAUGUGGGAGACAUGGAAAUGACCACAAACUGUCAAUAAACAUAGUUUUCAAUAAAACAUUGCAUAUUAUUUUAACAAGGCAGCUUUAAGUUCAACUGUUUGUAGACAAUUUGAAAACCAGACAUGCGUAGUACCAUGACACUGCCCCUAACUGGCUAAAGAAAACGUAUUAACCAAGUAAUUCAUGUAAUAACAGUUAUUUUAAUCAUUUUUAUCCGUCCAAUGGCUUCGUUAUGCCCUCUUUUCAGGUCUUUUAUAACAAUAGUUUUCAAUUAUUAACGUUUCUAAGGUAAAUGCAUCUAGAGUACAAGCUCUUGAUAGGAAAUAAAGGUCCAUGAUUUGA
Nematostella vectensis (starlet sea anemone) is the source of this 5427-nucleotide messenger RNA. Its product is annotated as lysine-specific histone demethylase 1B-like. Gene Ontology annotation, molecular function: zinc ion binding; protein binding; oxidoreductase activity. NCBI's taxonomy places the organism in Eukaryota, Metazoa, Cnidaria, Anthozoa, Actiniaria, Edwardsiidae. Bases 319 to 2682 code for a protein of 787 amino acids. The transcript has 20 exons. The record is from RefSeq and is a predicted model, not a curated record.